This is a messenger RNA of Tauraco erythrolophus (red-crested turaco), 180 nucleotides long. The record is from RefSeq and is a predicted model, not a curated record. Lineage: Eukaryota; Metazoa; Chordata; Aves; Musophagiformes; Musophagidae.
GACCUCGAAGGUGCAUAUUGCAUCACCGCUAUCCAUGAAGCUCUGGCACUGUCUGAUAUUGGGGAUGAGAGGAAGAUGUUCUUGAUUGGUACCCACGUGGCAGAAGACGGCUCUGAGAUCUCCUCCAGCAUGAAGGAUGCCAAGGAGCUGAUAGCGCAGCUGGUUUUGGAUACACAGUGA